Zootoca vivipara (common lizard) is the source of this 12339-nucleotide messenger RNA. The record is from RefSeq and is a predicted model, not a curated record. NCBI's taxonomy places the organism in Eukaryota, Metazoa, Chordata, Lepidosauria, Squamata, Lacertidae.
UUUAUCAACUUGCAUUUUGACGUGCUUUCGAAUUGCUAGGUGGGCAGGAGCUGGGACCGAGCAACGGGAGCUCACCCCGUCACAGGGAUUCGAACCGCUGACCUUCUGAUCAGCAAGCCCUACGCUCAGUGGUUUAACCCACAGCGCCACCUGGGUCCCUGGGUAUGUCAUCUAGCAUGCAGAUUAAAGAUAAAUAAACCUUCUUUCCCUCUUUGGCAGCUUCCAUAAGAUACUCGUGCCUUUUGGUUUUUAGCUCUGCUGGGUUUAUGUUUAUUUUUUGCUCCUUUAUGGUUUUCAUUAGUAAAAUUGAGAAUUAAUCACAUUUGUUAAGCAACAGAGCACUUGCUGCUUCCAGUUAGUUACCGUAGAUGAGUUGGUGAAAUGUGGUGACGGCAGCAGGGAAGGCUUCCAUAUAAACCAGAUUCAGCAUUCAUUUGUACAUGUGUUACAGAACAUAAUGUGUUUGCCGAUAAAACCUGUUGCUGUGAAUUGAGGCCAAAUAUCUCGUAAGUAGAAAGCGUGUUUUCUCUCCUUCUCCCACCUAGUAUAGGAGAUAGAUACGAUCACGCUUCUCACCAUGAAAGCUGGCAGCCAAGGCUGUUGUAGGUUGUUGUCACUUUUUAUUUCCUGAUUGGCAAGAAUAUAUUUCCAUAGCACGGAGCAGCAGCAGACCCGUGGGAUGAAAAUAAAUCUACUAACUUUCUUUUGAGUGUUCGCAGCUCAUUCUUCACCUGCUGUAGCAGCUUGACUUUGCAAUAAAUAAAAAUACACAUCAGAAAGUCUAAUGCCGCAAAUCAGUCACACAUGGAGAGUGAAGGAUUUCCUCCCAAUGCAAAUAGUAGCUCCAAAAGAGUGGUCUUUGAGAGGUCUGCAGCAGGUGAUGAAAUGGUUAAACUCCGCUUCCCAAUCUGCUGUAGCCCUGAUAAUUAUCAACCUACCGGUGGCUGGCUGCUAUGUGCAUUUUUUAUGCCAAGAUGCAUUUAACUUUGUUGAGAUCAGAAGCUUUCGUUGUAGUUUUAAUAGGGACAGGGGUUCCAAAGAAGAUGACUAAACUAUUUAAGUAUGCGUCAACAGCAACUAGAAUAUUAUAUGCACAGAAAUGGAAAGAGCAGGUUUCAAUGAAGGAAGAGUGGCUUUUGAAAGUAGAGGACUGUGCAAAAAUGGCAAAGCUGACAGCGAAAUGAAGAUAUCAAAACGAACUUUUUAUAGAAGAAUGGAGGCCUUUCGUGGACUAUUGAAAAAAAAAUACUAUAGUCAAAUGAAAUCAUGGGCAGGAUUUGAGAUAAAAGCAGUGGAAGAAAAAUUAAACAAUUGUAAUAGAGAUACUUUUUGUAAUAAAUAAAGAUAUACUGUAAUGCAGUAGAAAAGAUUUGAGUAAAGCAUGGUGGGGUUGGGAAGUCAUGAAUCAGUGUAAUGAUUUGAGAAAUGAAAAACAAAUUGUACAGCAAAGGGCUCCUUUGUUGGUGAAAAUAACCACCUAACUUAAAUUCAUUAAAGGUAGGUAGCCGUGUUAGUCUGCUGUAGUUGGAAAAAAAAAUCCCUUCCAGUAGCACCUUAGAGACCAACUAAGUUUGUCAUUGGUAUGAGCUUUCGUGUGAAGUAGUAAAGGUGCCUCUGGACAUGUGCAGAGUGUACACCUCCACACCCCCGCAACUCUGAAUAACCACAUGUGCACUUAAGCAAAGGCAAAUGGGGCAUACAUUUCAAGUACAUUUCCAAGCAGUUCAAGGGGUCUUAGUUUUUUUCUUGUGGCAAAUAUCCGCGUGUGACCUCAGGCGUGGCCUUCAGGGGAUGACAUGAGAUGAUUUUUCCCAUCCAUCUCCCUCUCUCUUAUAGGUCUGAUGUCAAGUGCAUUCUGCGUGUUCUUGGCAGGCAAGCGAUUGCUACGGUUACAAAUGAGCACCAGUUGGCACCUGUUCUGCCUUGUAACCAAGUCUAAGGACUGUCGGUUUUUCUUGCAAGCACCUUAGCUCAAAACGUGGGACUUCUUGCAAGCAGCUUUGCCUGGGAAAGCUUCUCUGGCAGGGGUGAAAAAAGUGGUCACUGGUUUUUAGUUCGCCGUAUUGGAACUUGCAUGGGAGGAAUUCCGAUCGGCAAGACAAAAACACGUCAGGAAAUCUUGACCAGACCUUUGCAAUCAGGGUGCCAGCUCUUUCUCCCUGGCUGUCCUUUGCUUAGACGAAGCGAAGCAGGCAGAAGCAGUCAAGGGGUGGAAACGGUCAAAUUUGGCAUCGUUCACGGGAUGAAGCGGCCCCUGAGCCCACCCCACUCCCCAGGGAGGAGCAGCAUCUUUGGGACCCUCACAGAGAGCUCUGGUAUAGGGUGCGCACCAGAGCCGCGCACAAAAAGGGAGAAGAAGCACCCGUCGUUCACGCUCUGUGAGGUGUGCAAUAUCCAGCUCAAUUCAGCAGUACAGGCCCAGAUCCACUACAAUGGCAAGUCUCACCAGAAGCGCCUCAAGCAGCUCAACAAAGGCAAAGUGCUGCCACGCCAAGGUCCAGCCAGCCACAAUAGCUCCCUCUUGACAUCGCUCCCCAUCCCAGGACGGUCCCUGCAUUCGCCGCUGGACAUCAAGCACUUCCUGACCUUCCGCUUCAAUGGGGCCCCCCAGCUCAACCUCUUCCCCAACUUCAACACGAAACUGGGCUGCUUGUCUUAUGCAGGAGGUCAUUGCCAGCAGAUAGACUAUGUCUCAUUGGAAGAUGAGCAGAUGGAUCCAGUACAGAAAGCAGUGAUCAACCACACUUUUGGUGUCCCCAACCUACUCAAGAAAAAGCAGUUCAUCUCUUGUAAUAUUUGUCACCUCAGAUUCAACUCUGCGAAUCAAGCUGAGGCGCAUUACAGAGGCCACAAGCAUGCCCGGAGACUCAAAGCCAUUGAAGCGGUGAAAAACAAGCAGAAGUCUGUGGAUGGCAGCGGCGGCCAAGAAAAAACGGCUGCUGACUUUGACACCGCGCUAGACCUCAGCGGAGACACCGGCCACAGCAAUGCAGCACAAUCCAACGGCCUGCUGGGAUUGAAUCAGCCGGCAGCAGAGCCCUGCAGCCUCAUCCUGAUGUCCCCUGUUGAGGAGUCACCUGCCGAGCUGGCUGGCGGAAUCCUGUCCCUUGUCUCCCCGCCUGUUUCGGAGCCGUCGGAAGGAGCUCCAGACACUGCAAGUGUGUCGUCGUCGUCUGCGGCACCUGGAGCGGAGACUCCAGCCACUGAACUGGGCAGAAGCACCAGCUCAGCGCCAGACAUGGAGAAAGAGGGCAAGAAGAGCAAGCAGCACCUAUACUGUCCCACUUGCAAGGUGACAGUUAACUCUGCCUCUCAGCUCGAGGCUCACAAUUCUGGAGCAAAGCACAAGUCAAUGCUGGAAGGCCAAGCCGUUCUGCCAAGGCGAGGCAGGGGGAAGAUCCUCUCUCGAGUAGGGCACAAGCCCAAGCGGAUUGGCAGCAAAGGCAGCCUCAGCAUCCAAAACAAAGCCUUCCAGUGCCAGGUGUGCGAGAUCUUUGUCAACUCAGAAACCCAGCUCAAUCAGCACAUGAACAGCAGGCGGCACAAGGACAGACUGGCAGGAAAGCCAGCAAAGCCCAAAUACAGCCCAUACAGCAAGCUGCAGAAGAAUACGGCCCUGGCAGUGAGUAUUCUGAAGUCCAAACUGGCUUUGCAGAAGCACCUUACGAAGACCUUGGCUGCACGGUUCCUGCCGGGCCCCCUCACCCCAGCCACCAUGUGCGCUCUCCCCAGCCCACUAACGCUCCGACCAGCUGCCGCUACCCUCUUCCAAGCUCCCAUCUUUGGACCAGCGCUUUUCCGAACCCCCCCAGGCCCUGUGCGAGCGGCUACGGGCCCUAUCGUCUUUGCCCCCUACUAGAGAACUUUGGCACGGUUUUUUUGGUUCAUUUAGUUAACCAAUGUGGGGAAGAUCAGAGGGAAAGCAGUACAGGAAAGGAGGGCGUCUUAAUCAGGCUGCACUCUGAGCAGAGGCAAAUCAGAAACCUUCCACUGCUUUAAGCGCCAAUCUUUUUCGUCUCUGUUUCUGCCUAUGUCAUUGUUUCAAUUACACAUUGGGGAGAGAGAGUAUUCCCCUCCGUCCGCCUGUGUUGUCCUCCCUCUUAGUUUCAGGCAGGCCUGCACCAGGUUUUUUUGAGGCAUUGGUUGAUCUACCUAGGAGCACAACCCACCUUAUCUAGGUGAGCAGGUGGAGCUUGUCAAGAACAUUUGGUUAAUUAGAAAUCUGGACAUCUGGAGGUGCCAUUUUACACAGGGUGACUGCGAUCCAGUAGCCAUGUGAGAUCCAGUGUCUGGGUUUUGCUGGGUGGUGAAUAACUGAGGUCCAAAGAGGAUGUGAUGUGGGAUUGGAACUACUCACCUUUUCAACAAGCAAAUGUGGGGGGGAGGCCAGGUUUAGAUUGGGGGGGGGCUCUCCCCGCAUGCCGUAGCCCUGAUCGAGAUCACUUCCUCCACCCCACCCCCCGCUGCUUUUUCAAAAUAAAGAAGACAUAAGGAGUUCCUGUCACAGAACCUUAAUGCCUAAGACUUGGUCCUAAGACUUUGGCAUGUAGGCAAAUGUCAGUAUUUCUCCCUUUAAUGAGAGGAGUUAGAAUACCCCUGUACUACUGGAGGGAUUGAGCUAGUUUGUUGAGCAGAGACAUUAGAGGGAAAAUGAGGAUAUGAACAAAAGGAGUAUUUCCCAUACGAACAAAAUUAGACACACACAUACACACAGAGUACAGAUUAAACCCUCCCCAUCAUCUCAAGCCUUAAUGUUUAAUGUCAGAUGGCAAAAUUAUUUUUUUUAAAAAAAAGUUUUCAAAAUGACCAAAUGGUUUUCACAUUAGGAACUGAAAAGCCCAGAUUUUGGUUUCUGCUUGGGUUCAUGUGUGUGUGUUUAAAAGAGAGAGAGAGAGAAUGUGAAGGAGUAUUGCAUAGGUUGUCGGUGCAAAAUGAGCCAGAACUUGGGGUUGUUGUUGUUGUUGUUGUUUUCUUUUCCAUUUUUAAAAACAGUAUUUUUAUCCUAUUUUAAUAGGAUUUAGAUGUGUUUUGGAAAAGGAGUAUCCAAGAGCCAGGAAUUCUCAGCUAUUAGGGCCACUCAUACUUUACAUGACACUUGUGUUUUUUCACACAUGCAACAGUGUCUGGUGUCAUGAGAGUUGCAGAAUGUGAAGAAGGGAAGGUUAUGUUCUUUAAACACGUAGUGAGCAUACACCAGGAAGUCAUGAAUGUCCCAUCACGUGUCCGUGAGUUUUUGGAGAUGUUAGAUUCCUCUUUAAUGUUUUACAUAUUCAUGUGCAGUAUGGAUCAUCCCCCAAAGUAGGGUUCAGUUGAACACUACUGGUUGGGGAAGGAGGUUUGUGUGAAAUAGGAACGUCAGGGAGCAUCUUGCUGGUGGUGGAUACCCAGAUUUCGGCUUUUAGUUGCAGAGUUCAGAAGAAAAAAGGCUGCUCUUGGGAACAGUUUACCAAGAACCAGUUCCGAUGUAACGUUUUUGCAUCUAUCACAGAUCUUGCAGCUUAUUCCUAGAAAACACUGUGAGCUGAAGUCAGAUCCCUGGAUACUUCAGGUUCACUCUAAACAUCAGCCGCUGAGUUCCUAGAAUCAGAAGGCUGGAAAGAAUCGUAAACUACUGUCCUUUCUCCUAUGCCGCAAGAUAGGAUGGGAUCGUCUCUCCGCUUUCCUCUGCUCUUUACCGCUGAAUCGGAACAAACAUCAGUUGGGUUUUCCCACAGAUUGCAAAUUCGCAAUUCAGCGUUAGAGAGCAGGUUUCCCUGGGGAAAUCAGCGGGGCAAAUGGAAAACCAAGUUUUCUAGGACAAGUGAAGUGUGGAUGAGCCUGCUGUCAGCCUGCACAUUCCACACCACAGGCUGGAAAGAAGUAGCUUCAAAGCACAAAGCUCUCUGUUCCUUUAGCAAGGGAAGCAGGCCGCAUGCUGGAAGGAAAAUAAUAGGAGAGCCCUCCAGCAUCAAUGGCUGCUUGCACACCUUACACCGUAAGCGCAUGGCUGAGGAGUGAUUUGCUCUUGGUUGCUUGUCUGUAUCGCCUUACCAGGUACCACACUUCUCACCCAACAAUGGAAGCAGGAGAUGAAUUGAUAAAAUGCCCCACCACCUGGCAGAAAAAUACAAGCAACCAGUUUACCAAGUGGCGACAGGCGCACCACAGCGACAUUACCCCUUGGUGAACUGGAAUGCAGGGACAUGGGUACUAUCAGAAGUUAUUAUUAAAUUUGCCAGACAGUUGUGUAUUAAAGAGAUAGUGCCCUAAAACCUAAUAGCCACUUCCUCCCCUUUGAUUGUCUUAGGGCUUGGUGCAUCAGCAGACCAAAGUGGUACAUACAUACAGGUGCAUCAAGAGAGGGUUCCAGCAGUCCUACUCACCUGGUCCUCCUUCUGUGUCCAAGCCUAAGCCUACCUUGCCACUCCAUCCUCUUCCCCUGUGCCCUUCUCAGCCAAGUGGUAGACCCCCCACAGCUGCUUCCCUCUCUGAAUGCCACCUCCUUGUGUAGCCUAGGCCUGUCUCAGUUCUGCAAGCUUUCACGCAGUGGUCUUUUCCCAGCCCUGCAACUUGAGCUCCUCUAAUUGGAGAUGGCAGAAACUGAACUUGGGACGUUGCACUCACCAGGCGUGUGCUCUGCCACCACUUAAGCAGCGGCCCCGCUCCCCCGAGCCCCGCUGCAUCAAGUGUUGGGCAGUUCUCCUGGCUACACUUCUAAGAAGUCUCUUCUUUGCUUGGGGCACCACAAACUCUAAAGGCUGGGGGGGGGGGUGCCAAACAAUGCAGAUGACCCUGGGCUUCAUGUCUGGGUUAUGAACUUCCCAAAGGAAUCUGGCCUGGCUUCUGCUCGUAUUCCGAAGAGUUGGCUGCACAAGGUUAUGCAAUGCAGUGCCAUUUCUUUGCGGCCAGGGGUGGUGGUAUUCUACUGCAGAAGUUUUCAACCUUUUUAGGUCCACAGCUCCCUUGAACAACUAAAUUCAUUCUGCGGCACUCCUGUGGGGCUCAGGAGCCUAGUUAUGCCACCCCUUGCCUGCAGCCCUUCACCCCUUUUCAAACACCAUUGAAUGUUCCCUCAGCCUCUUCUCUGCUCACCUCUCCUUGAGAGUCCUCUGGGCAGCCACAGCUGUCGCCCCUCAUCUCUGAACUGCCCCCCCACCUCAAAGAGGAGUGCCUCCUCGCACUGCUCCACAUGGGUCUGAGGAGCACCCCCUAGCCAGCCCCAGAGGCACCAUUCGCCUGGGGAGCUUAUAGCCAGGGCUGCUGCAAUAAAUAGCUGUGCAAGCCUUUGGGAGGGAGAGAUGUGAGAAGGCAUCAGAGGAGGGAAGGAAGGAACAGAGGCCAGUGUUGCCCGCAGCAUCCCUGACCAUCAUUCAAGGCACCCCAGGGUGUCACGGCGCACUGGUUGAAAACCACUGUUCUUCUGUGUUUAAGAGAGCUGUCAACAGACUUUAGUAUUAUAAACCCAAUAACUUGAGGGCACUCCUGAAUGCAAACAUAUACCCAGCAGCUGUCCCACAAGGAUAAUUAUGGACCCUACUGGAAUAAAAACAGCAAGGUUGCUGGCCACGAUGAAGCAACAAGCCACUCUAAUCUAUGCAAAAGUACUAAUGGAGUGGCUCAGUUCUUCUUGGGUUUCUUUGCCUGCUUCUGGUUCCUGUGCUGUGCUUGUUUCUACUGUAUGACAAGGAGGGAGCCCAUAGCACACGCGCGCACACACACAGCACCAUAGUUUCCUUGCUGCAGUGGUCUCCUUGUUGCAGCUUUGAAAUGUACCUUCCUGUCCCAGGGGACACUAAAACCCAUUUCCAUUCAUGGCAGACAACAUCAAAAACGUAAAAUAGGUUCGUUCAAGGAAUCAGGACAGGUUCGCCCUACUCCAAAAGGAGUUACGGUUCCUAUAACAAGCAUAUUUAAAGUGUCAGGGUGUAGAUCUCACGGGUUCCUUUAUGCUUCAGAGAAUGCACACAAAAUGACAUUUCUCUCCAUUCGUGUGGCUUUUCAAACAUGAGCUUUUGGGCCGUUCCCCAAGCCAGUAGACGAAACUCAGAGAGCAACCUGGCAAGAAGAAGCAACCAGCUCUGAUUUGCUCCCCACUUCGGUGGCAUUUUGAGAGAGGACUCUAGAUCCAGCCUAAGAGAGACUUAGGCUGGAUCUAGACGCAUCAAAGAAACAUUUCAGUUAAGCGCAUUGCAAACUUUGUAUGGGAAAUUGCGUUGGCCCAAACGGCCACCUGGUGUCACAGUGUUAGAAUGCAUAAACGACGUAUAUAAAGCGUUGGGUUGUUUUUUUCUUUGCCAGUGUAGCUGAGUCCUGGGGAUGAGGACAGAUAUAAUUUUGGUACAGUGCAGGGGCCAAUCUGUAAGCAUCUUCACUGUGUUCAAGACAAGUGCAAGUCUUUCUCUCUAGUGCCAAGUUUUGUGUGUGUGAGGGGGAUAGUUCUGCAAGCACACUUUGGAUUUUGCCAAUUGGCUAGUGCCCGUGACUUCACCAAGGCACACACUCCAACCUCCAGAUCAGGCCAUAUCCACGCUUCCACUUGUCCGGUGCCCAGAAAGCAAGGGUCUCAGCAGUUUCCCGCUUGACCUGUGCUUUCCCCUUUGCGCCAUUCAUUUCCCAGGGAAAUCUCACUCAUUAGGAGUGCCGGCAUCCUUAAUGAAGUCAGGCGGGAGGUGGGAGGGCACGGUUUGGGGAAAACUGACUCCCAAGCCAAAUUGGAACCUGUCCUACACCUAGUUAGGCCUGUAGGGUAGAGAUUCCCCCACACCUCCAUUAGAAGGCAGAGAAAGGACAGGUUUGGAGAUAAGAGGGCUAGCAGAUUCUGCGAGAAAGCAGGGGGAAGCACUACAUUCAGGACUGGGAGGGCUUGUUACAAGCCCUAGAAAGUUUGAAGAGCCAUGACAGGUAUACACUUUAACCUCAUUUGGGGAUUGAGUCUGUUUUGGUGCUAAACUGGACAGGGCACCUCUAGUUUGCACACUUUUGGAGAGGAGCUGAUACACUGGGAGCUGGAGCUGGUGAUGGGAAUAUCACCCAUGAGAACAGGUUCCUUUGGCCUCCAACCCUCUAGCAAUUCAGCAGACUCUGCAAACAGACUUAUGGGUGUGGGUACAAUUUUUACAGUACCCACCUACCCCUUACUGCAGUCACAGCGAGUUUGCCGUAAGAAAUGUGUUUUUUAUUUCGUCCAUUUGCCGUUAUUUUUGCUUCACGCGGAGACCUGUAGUCUUGCUUUGUUUAUGCAAUGUUAAAACCACAGCAAAGUCAUGAGAUUCCAGCCCUCUGCUCCCAAAGUGUGGCAUCAAGGAAGAAGCCCUUACAAAGAGAAUGGGCCUGAUUCGAUUAAGGAGGAAACUCAUGUGUAGAAUGAGAGGGUCUCCUACCUAAACUUGGACGGUGUUAACAAACUACGUUUCUGUAGCAUGAUACUCUCAACAUGGAUGGAAAACAAAACCCCCAGCUACCACCCAGCAUUCUUGAUUUCCUCUUGCACCUUCCGUUUCUGUUGGAUGUUACCUAUGCCUUUCUGUUGUAGGGUCCCCCCGAAUGUUUACUUUUCUGUAAGGUUCUCAGUUUUAGCUGAUGCCACCCUUCCUGUAUGGCUCUAAUUUCAACAACCCACUGGCUUGUCCACUGUGCUCCCCUCUGCUUUUCUUUCUGAGUCGAGGCUCUCCAAAGAUAACGCCCAUCGCUCAUGUCUCUUUCCCUGUAUUAUUCUCAGUCCUCCUGAUAUCUGGCCUAUCACUGUGCUUUCCGUUCCAGGUUUUACAAUGGUGCAUCACUGUGCUUCCCUUUCUGGAGAUACAAAGUAGGUUAAAAUACUUUACUGGACCAACCUAGGGCCAUUUCACUCUUUGCGUCUGUAAUGUGCACAACAGAAAAUACGUUGCAGGUACCUAUAUUUUUGAAAAAAUGAUGUGGACAUGUGACAGACACAUAUUUUUAACAGUGUGUAUACACACCAGGGAGCCGCAGUUGGUGUUAGCUUCCCACCGUGUCUCCACACACUGACUCACAAGGUGUGAAGACAUCCCUAGGUUGGCAUAGGAGUAUGAAAACCUUUUGAGUUUCAAGCAAUUCCUUAUCGGGCAGAUAGAGAGCAUGCAAAUUACCAAUAGGUGAAAUGUUUGCAUUCCUGAUAACGGGCUGUUUAUUUACAAGCUAGAAAAAUCUGCAUUGCCUAUACUGGGCUGUUUGUAAAGCUACAUUCCAAAAAUGGCUGGAGAAACGCACCCUAACAACACACAUCUCAGCGGUCAGCAUUUGCAAAACAGGGCAUUGGAGAUGUAAUUGUAGCGAGCAAGAGAUCUCUGCUCUUUAAACCAUUUCCUUCCCUUUCUCUCCCUGAAAAAGUGUUCUAGGUUCAUCUUCAUCCUGUGUGGUUCUAGGUUCAUCAACAUGCUUCCCAUCCUCAUGGUUCAGAGUUGUCCUAUAUCAGCUCAAUUGCUAUGCCUCUCUUUCUGAGUAGUUAUACCCAGGCUUGCAACUGGUUGUCCCUAUGGCUAUGCUUCCUUUCCUCCCUUUCGGAAAUCUCCCUGCCCUAGCCCUGUGGUUUGCUUCUCCCACCUUCGCUCUUCAUUGCCCUGCCCACAAUGGUAGAUCUGGGGGAAUGUAGGGAGUUCCAUGCCAAGCGCUGGGCGCACUUCGAAUCCCAGCGGUGCUGCCUGCAACUUCCUUCGCUACCUUAAUAUUCCGCGUAAAGCCAUAAGACCUUCUGACCAGACUCUCGGCCUAAAGGCAGCUGCCUUCCGCUGCCCACUCCGGCGCUGGUGUUUCGAAACACUCGGCACUUUAACCCCGUUGAAGCCAUUCCUUCUGCUAAUAAUAAUAUAGCAAGAGGCUGCUUUAGGAACACAAUGUGGAUGCUUUCUUCCGUAGCCCCUUUUUUUCCUUUGUAUCCAAAGCAUUAAUGCCUUUGAACAUAGCAUAUAAUGUACUCCAGGUAGUAGGUAGGGCGCCUAGGCCAUAGCUCUCAGUAGUGUGUGUGCCCCCACCCUACCCAAAAAUGUAAAUUUUCUUCUUUUUUUAAAAAAAGGAGUGAUGUGCAACCAUGUUUGAUCUUUAAAAAACAAAAAAGUGAAAGGAAAACCCAACACAAGUGUAGGGACUUGGGCCAGUACGUUGUUCCCCCACUCCACCCUCUGAUGGUUCAAUGUAUAUUUUUGAUGUACUAUAUAUAUAAAUAUAAAUAUAUAAAAAUGUUGAGAUUUAAGUAAAAAAAAAUAUUUUGAUAACCAUUGCUCUACUGUGUUACUUGGUCAAUAAAUGGAACACAGGUGAAUGAAGAACAACUCUCGGCUCAUUGGUUUGUUGUCGGAUGAUCGGACAGAGAGUGGCUCGGGCAAGACCUUAACCACAAGCUGGACUGGCAUAGCGUGAUCUGUAGCCGUCUCAAAAAGUGUCCGGAGCCUUUUGAAUCCCUUUGUUGCCGUUGUGAGUUUGCAUUGCCUGUUGGCAUUGGGAUUUGCCCCCAUUUUCUCUCUGGCUCUGCGGCAGAUUGAAGCAGCAUUGUAAAAUGGGUAGAGAGAGCUCGAGUCUAAGGUCUACACAAACUGGUCUACACAGUCAGCAAAAUGGGGUGGUAAAUCUGGACUGCACCACUUCAAAUUGUAGCUGGGUGGAAUCUCUUCCCCUAUACAAAAGAAAUAUACGUCUGGAUAUGGGAAACGACAUCUGGGAUGAAGGGUUCAAUUCUAGGUUUAACCCUUAUAAAGGUAAAGGUACCCCUGAACAUUAGGUCCAGUCGCGGGCGACUCUGGGGUUGCGCACUCAUCUCGCUCUAUAGGCCGAGGGAGCCGGCGUUUGUCCGCAGCUUCCAGGUCAUGUGGCCAGCAUGACUAAGCCGCUUCUGGCGAACCAGAGCAGCGCACAGAAACGCUGUUUACCUUCCCACUGGAGCGGUACCUAUUUAUCUACUUGCACUUUGACAUGCUUUUGAACUGCUAGGUGGGCAGGAGCUGGGACCGAACAACGGGAGCUCACCGAACAACGGAGAUUCGAACUGCCGACCUUCUGAUUGGCAAGCCCUAGCCUCUGUGGUUUAGACCACAGCGCCACCCGCGUCCCUUAACCCUGAUGUUGUUGUUGUUUAGUCGUUUAGUCAUGUCCGUUUAGCCGUGUCCGACUCUUCGUGACCCCAUGGACCAGAGCCUGCCAGGCACUCCUGUCUUCCACUGCCUCCCACAGCUUGGUCAAACUCAUGUUCGUAGCUUCGAGAACACUGUCCAACCAUCUCAUCCUCUGUCGUCCCCUUCUCCUAGUGCCCUCAAUCUUAACCCUUAUAUUGGAGGACAAUCUGCUCCUGCAGAGUGUUGCUGAAAUACAACUCUCAGAUGCCACCCCUACUUCUACCAUUGUCCAGAU